Molecule: messenger RNA, 1933 nt
Organism: Rhopilema esculentum
Lineage: Eukaryota; Metazoa; Cnidaria; Scyphozoa; Rhizostomeae; Rhizostomatidae
Product: RNA polymerase-associated protein LEO1
Biological process (GO): positive regulation of transcription elongation by RNA polymerase II; transcription elongation by RNA polymerase II
Cellular component (GO): nucleus; Cdc73/Paf1 complex
Molecular function (GO): RNA polymerase II C-terminal domain phosphoserine binding
Source: RefSeq, a predicted model, not a curated record
UCAAUCGUGCACCUUUUGCUUUGUCUUGUCUUGCAGUUGUUAGGCCCUGGUUGACUGUAAGAUGUCCACAGCAGACUUGUUUGGAUCUGAUUCAGAGAGUGACGAAGAUUUUGAUGCUGGAGAGGACAAGGAAGAUGAUGGGUCACCACAAGGUACUCCAGCAUAUCAGUCCGAGGGGGAAAGCUCGGACGAGGACCAAACAGAAGAGAGGCCUAACGAUACGAAUGAAGUAAGAAAUUCAGACGCAGAUGAAGCCGAGGAAGAUGGAAACGAAGAAACUGGUUUGCUACAAGAAGAAGCAGAAGAAAGUGAUGCCGAAGAAACAACAUUGGAAAAACGAAGAGAUUCUGCUCAAUCAGACGAAGAUGAUGAUGUUGACUCGGAUAUGAAAAACAUGAAUAAAGACUCUGCUGAAUCAGAAAAGAGGACUUCAGCACCAACUCAAGCAGACAUUUUUGGAGAGGAAUUAGAUGUUUCAUCAGAUGAAGAAGAAUCUGCAAUUCAGGCUGUUCCACAACAGGAACAAGAUAUUGAUGAAGAUGAGGCCAGUGAUUCUCAGAAAGAGCAACAAAAAACAGAAAAACAACCAGAAGAAGGCGUAGCUAUUGAAGUUGAGUUGCCAAAAGUAGAUACAACCAUUGGAGAUGAAGUCUUUUUUGUCAAAAUGCCAAAUUUUUUGAGCAUUGAGACAAAGCCAUUUGAUUCUGCAUUUUACGAAGAUGAGAUAGAUGAAGAUGAAGUCUUGGACGAAGAAGGUCGUGCACGUCUGAAAUUGAAGGUAGAGAAUACCAUCAGGUGGCGAAAUGCCAAAGAUAGUGAGGGCAGUGAUAUUAAAGAAAGCAAUGCCCGAGUUGUUAGGUGGUCAGAUGGCAGUUUAUCUUUGCAUUUGGGGAAUGAAAUUUUCGACAUUUUCAAGAUGCCUAUCGAAGGACUACAGAACCACCUUUUUGUUCAGCAGGGAACUGGGCUGCAAGCAAAAGCUGUUUUUAAAGAAAAACUCACAUUUAGACCGUAUUCGACGAGAAGUCAAACACAUUUGAAGAUGACAAUGUCCAUUGCGGACAAAGUUUCAAAAGCACAGAAAAUAAAGCUGAUAUCCGUAACAGAAAGAGAUCCAGAGGCUGCGAGGCGGGAGAUGUUCAAGAAAGAAGAAGAACGAAUGCGAGCUCAAAUGCGGCGAGAAAGUCAGCAAAGGCGAAUGCGUGAAAAGAACAGUUCUAAAGGUCUCACUGCUAACUAUUUAGAGUCGGAGAAUUUUGAGGAUGACGAACAAGAGCUCGAAGAAAGUCUUGCUGCUAUCAAGAGCCGUUACAAAAAAGAUAUUAAAGCCGGAAGAUCGCGCGAAGUAAGAGAUAUUUAUAGCGAUGACGACAGCGACGACGACAGGCUGAUGAAAGCAAAAGUCGACUUGAGCAGCGACGAAGAAGGACCACUUGGCACAAAGCGCAAAUCUAAAGAUGAAGGACCUUCAAAAAAGAAGAAAGCGACACGAAAAAUUGUCGAAAGUGACGAGGAAAGUGACUGAUUGCUUUCAAAUCGACGCAACUGCGUUGAAUUAUCAGGAUCUCUAGAUACUGUUAAUGUUGUAAAUAGUAAAUAACUAGUUGGGUGGUAAGGUAUAGCUUAUUGUCCAAUUUGUUACGCUAGCUACCAGAAGAAUGGUAUAGUUGUACAGUAAUAACAUGUAAAGCAUUAUGGGUAGUGGGAAAUUGCUUUUCCAUGAAUAAGAGCACCUUUAGUCGAUAAUGUUAUUUCGGUCUAGGUGAUUGAUGUGUAGACCAGAAGUGAACGUUUAAUCGUUCAAGAGCAUUUAUGUGAAUGCCACUAUUCCGCCCGUGACUUUCUGGAACUUCCACUUUUUUAUUACGUUUUUGAUAUUAACUUUUGUAUUAUCUGGUAAUUAUGAUGAUAUACCAUGAAGGUAAUAAGAAAA